AGAUCAGGAGUUCUACCUACUGUACCACUUAGCAGAACUGACCACUCUUGCCAAAAAAAAACAAAUCAUGAAUAAAACUGUGUGUAUUGAAGAACAGCACCAUGUAGAUCACUAUUUGUUCCCCAUCAUUUAUAUCUUUGUGAUGGUCAUCAGCGUUCCUGCCAAUAUCGGGUCUCUGUGUGUUUCAUUUCUACAAGUGAAGAAGACAAAUGAAUUAGGGUUUUACCCUCAUGGUCUAUCACUCUCUGAUCUCCUCUAUUCAUCAACGCUACCCCUUUGGACAUACACUUGGAAUGAAGACAAUUGGACAUUCUCUCCCACCCUGUGCAAAGUGAGUGCUUUCUUGAUGUACGUGAAUUUCUACAGUAGCACCGCUUUCCUCUCUUGCAUCUCCCUUGAUAGAUACUUGGCGGUGGUCUAUCCUUUGAAAUUUCUCUACCUAAGGACAAGAAGAAUUGCCUUUUCCAUCAGCCUAUCAAUCUGGGUCAUAGAGAUAGUAUUCAAUGCCAUCAUUAUCUGGAAAGAAUGAAAUAUCUAUUGAAAGCUGCGGUACCAACAAGUCUAUGUUUUGUGUUUUGACAAAUACCCCUUGAGAGAAUGGCAAAUUGACUUCAACAUCUGGACAUGCACCGGUUAUAUGAUCCCCUUGGUGAUAAUUCAAUUCUGCAAUCAAAAAGUCUACCAAGCGGUUAUAAAGCAUAAUCAAGCCACAGAAAACCACGAAAAAAGAAGGAUCAUCAAGUUACUUUUAAGUAUCUCGCUGACUUUUUUCCUUUGUUUUACUUCCUUCCAUGCUUUGUUGCUGAUACUAGUAUUGGAAAGGCACAAGCCAGACUUGGGCAAGCAGAUAUUUAAACUUUAUAGAAUCACUGUUGCCCUGACAAGUUUAAAUUGUGUGGCGGAUCCACAUUUUGUACUGUUUUUAUAAGUGAGACAGGAAGAUCAGCAUAUGUGGAACAUGUUAAAAAUUCUGCCAUCUGCCAAGUAAGUCUCAAAGAAAAAUGACGUCUCUGUGUCUACAAAAUAUAGUGGUGAGUUAGACAUAGAAUAAACGCAGAGGGUUUUCUUUUUUUAACAUUCAUUUUGAAAAUGUUGAGUUCUGAAUUCUCUCCCUCUCUCAAGUCCCCUCCCCACUCAUUGAA
This is a messenger RNA of Dromiciops gliroides (monito del monte), 1142 nucleotides long. It is a transcript of the gene GPR65, whose product is annotated as G protein-coupled receptor 65. Gene Ontology annotation, cellular component: membrane. Gene Ontology annotation, molecular function: G protein-coupled receptor activity. Gene Ontology annotation, biological process: G protein-coupled receptor signaling pathway. The record is from RefSeq and is a predicted model, not a curated record. Lineage: Eukaryota; Metazoa; Chordata; Mammalia; Microbiotheria; Microbiotheriidae.